UAUUCGGUCUGAGUUUAAACCAGAUCAAAAAUAAAUAAUUAAUUUUCAUUCCUUCGAGUUCCACACCCCCUUCGACAUCAUCACCAAAAAAUCUCCACUGAGAAAGUGUCCCACGUUUUCCUUUACCCCUUUCAAUGUUGACAAAAACCCACUAAGCUACCUUCUAUGGAGAAUAUCAAAGUUUCGAUUUUUCUCUGAUUCGGUAUAAACUGACCAAAUACUGUGCUGAAGCAAUGCGUAGAGAGAUCGCGUUUCUCGCUCAGCCUCGAUUCCUCAUUCUCCUCCUUGUUCUCUCAAUUUUCAUUAUUUUCGCAUUCUCUUCUUCUAAACUGGCCGAUGAGAAAACAGAAGAGGAGCCUGAAAUUACGCAUAGAGUUUUCUUGGAUAUUGAUAUUGAUAAACAGCGUUUAGGUAGGAUCGUGAUUGGAUUAUAUGGCCAAGUGGUACCAAAAACUGUGGAAAAUUUUAGAGCUUUGUGCACAGGGGAGAAAGGCGAGAGUGCAAGUGGUGUAAAACUUCAUUAUAAAGGAACACCUUUUCAUCGGAUAGUAUCUGGUUUUGUGAUUCAGGGUGGUGAUAUUGUUCAUCGUGAUGGCAAAGCAUCCGAAUCUAUUUACGGUGGCACCUUUCCAGACGAGAAUUUCAGGAUUAAACAUUCUCAUGCUGGCGUUGUCUCUAUGGCUAAUUCAGGACCUGAUUCCAAUGGUUCACAGUUUUUCUUUACCACAGUGAAGGCCAGUUGGUUGGAUGGAGACCAUGUUGUUUUUGGCAAGGUUGUUCAAGGGAUGGAUACCGUGUUUGCAAUUGAAGGGGGGGCUGGAACCUAUAGUGGGAAACCAAGGAAGAAGGUAGUAAUUGCGGACUCUGGAGAGAUACCGAAGAGCAAGUGGGACGAGGAAAGUUGAACACCAAAACCACAUUUACCAAAACAAUGAUUUGGUUGGACUGUGUUAGAACAUGAUUCUGGGUUUCAAAUCAUGAUUUGAUAGGAAAUGAAGUGUAUACUUUCUCAAAUCAUGGUUUAUAACAUAUAAAACCAAACGUGCUACAUCUUGACCCCAAAAAAUUGGUAGAUUGUAACAAAAUUGAUUUUAAUUUCAUAGCUUACUAUACGUGUGUAUUUAUUCUAAUAUUACAAUAUUAACCAGGCACUGCAACUUCAAAGUGCAUUCUGUGUUCUAGUAUGUAUUUAUGCUUGUGCUGCACUUCAUA
Molecule: messenger RNA, 1212 nt
Organism: Medicago truncatula (barrel medic)
Lineage: Eukaryota; Viridiplantae; Streptophyta; Magnoliopsida; Fabales; Fabaceae
Product: peptidyl-prolyl cis-trans isomerase CYP21-1
Exons: 7
Coding region: 234-905 (223 amino acids)
Biological process (GO): protein peptidyl-prolyl isomerization; protein folding
Cellular component (GO): cytoplasm; intracellular membrane-bounded organelle
Molecular function (GO): peptidyl-prolyl cis-trans isomerase activity; cyclosporin A binding
Source: RefSeq, a predicted model, not a curated record